AUGGAAACAGAUUUAAUGACAAUAACAAGGAAAUCAUUGGAUCCAGCCAGUUUUGUUAAAAAACCUGCACCACCACCAAAUUCAUCGAAACCAAAGAGGCCGUUAUCACUACCUCUAGGAGAUCAGAAUCUACCGCAAUCACCUCCAUCACUUCUGGGAGGAUCGUCAUCUUCAUCGGUGUCAAGAUCGACUUCACCAUCACCAUCACCACCCUCUACCAUCUCGAAAAGUGGCGAACAGGCAAUCUACUCAUUAAAUAGGAGUAAUGGAAGUAAUGGUAGCAAUCGUUCACCAUCUUCUUCCACGUCGUCGGGAUUCCUAACAUCGCCACAGUCCAGCCCUCCUUCUUCUAGACGACCACCAUCAUUUAAACCACCACCCAAAUCCAAUAGUAUACUAUUCUCUGUAAUAUAUGAUAAAACAAGUGCAGGAAUUAAAGAUGUUGAAAUAGAUGAUAUUCUACCAAGAGUUAAUCUACAAAGAAUUAUAAUGGCAAGGAAUCUAAUUGAAGUGAUUCCAGAGAGGAUUUCAGAACUUCAACAUGUAAACACUUUGGACUUUUCAUAUAAUCGACUAAAGUCGUUACCAAGCUCCAUUUCGAAUAUGCAGGAAUUGACUACUCUGCUUUUGGCAGGCAAUCAAUUGCUCAUUCCAGCCAAAGAUUAUAUAGAUAAUACCAGUAGUAUAGUAAAUGAUAUCGGUGAAAUAGAGUUGGAUGAAGACUGUGAGGCAGAUGAAGAGUCAAUAGGCAGUAGCAGUAAUACUAAUAAUAAAAACGACAGCCAAUCAAAAAGUUUAUCAUUUAUAGUUUCAACAACAUCAUCAACAUCUUCCAACGAUUUACCACAACAUGUACAUAAACUGAACUCAUCAGUAACAACAACAACAAACUCAACAACUCUAAUCAAUACCAAUAACAAUAGUAAUAAUAACCAACAAGCUGAAUCGCUUCAAACUUCAGGGGGUGAAGCGUUACCCUCUGAAUUCAGUUAUCUCACCCACCUUACAAAAGUAGACUUGACAUCGAAUAUCGCACCAAACUGGAUUGGAAAUACCUAUCUACCUCCUUCACUCUUUUGGUUCAGUCAAAUCACAACGUUGUUGGCAUCGCAUUGCCAGCUCGCAGCGAUUCAAUCGGAUAUCCAACAUCUCAUUUCACUGACUCAUCUCGAUCUCUCUGACAAUGCAAUUGGCGAACUACCGGCAGAGAUUGGACAGCUUAUCAAUCUAAAGACAUUGGUGUUACGUUCCAAUCAACUUGUUGCCGUACCUUCAGAGUUGUCGAUGCUCUCAAACUCGCUAACCAAUCUCGAUCUCUCACACAACCAAUUGACUGAACUGCCAGUUGAGUUGUGUCAGCUAUCGAAGCUAGACACUCUCAAUCUAUCGUACAAUCAACUGACAGCAAUACCCGAAGAAUGGUUCAAUCCCGACGACGAUUUCGGAUUCGCACUGCACUCACUCACCGACUUGCGAAUACGGUCCAACUCAAUCACCGCUCUUCCACAACACCUCUUUUUGUGUCAAUGUAAAUUCAACUAUUUAGAUCUAUCGGAUAAUCAACUUUUAGAACUACCUCCAAUUACAUAUGAAACAAUCAACGAAGAAGGAGAAGAAGGUGAAGAAACUUAUGAACAAACAAAUUUCGAUUUAGAAUCACUUUCAACUUUAUUGCUUUUUAAUAAUAAGCUAAGUCAACUACCCAAUAAUCUAUUCCAACAGCUACCAUCGAUAAACACACUCAACCUAUCGGAUAACCAGCUGGUUAGUUUAUCCCCGAGUAUAUGGAGUUGUUGUCAUUCACUUUCCACUCUAUUCAUUGGCUACAAUCGGUUGGAAUCAUUCCCAAUGCCUAGCGAUUCAUUCUACAGUCUGGAGGAACUCUAUCUCAACGGUAACCGAGAUAUUAAGUUCGAAUACGAUGAAUCGAUCGAUUAUUUCCCAAGUCUGAGAGAGUUGGCGCUUGGAUCUUGUAAUUUAGAUGUAAUACCACCGUUUCUAUUCAAAUCGUGCUCACUCGACAAACUCGACCUCGCCAACAACCAGAUCAGUGAAAUCGAUUUGCAAUUGGUUCGAAUGGAGAGUCUAUCGAUUCUACAUUUGAAUCACAAUCGUUUGGUAUCGCUACCGAACGAACUUGAGAAUCUAAAGAACCUCAGGAUGCUCGAUCUAUCGUUCAACUCGAUUGAAUCGCUACCGAAAGGUUUAUUUUCACACAGCAGUAAUAAUAGUCAACAACUGCAUCUUACCCACCACCACAAUGCCAGCGAUUUGUCCAACCAGUUUGGUGAGACAUGCGAUAUCUGGACAGAGUCAAAACGAUUCGAUAUUGCAAUGGCUGAAAUGAUGGGAAGACGUCCAUCAAUGGAAGAUGCAUUUACUAUUCGUGGAAACUUUUCAUCAUCAUCAUCAUCGCUAUCCUCAUCAUCUUCAUCGUCAUCUAAUGAUAAUCAAGAUUUGAUUGCAUUGUUUGAUGGACAUGCAGGUGCAAUGGCAGCAACCUACAGUUGUAAAUGGUUUCCACAGAUUGUAAGAACACUCAUUGAAAAAUAUCCAUCGCUACCACCUCUACAAUGGUUGAAACAGGCAUACAGUGAAGUGUCACUACAUUUCAAAUCCUAUGUCAACAACGAGCAUCAGGAGUUGAAGUAUUGUGGCGCCACAGCUGCAGCGGUACUCAUCGAGAAUAACCACUAUUAUGUAUCAAACAUUGGUGAUACUCGUGUGGUGCUGUGUCGAAACGGACAAGCCAAACGAUUGUCUUUCGAUCACAAACCGAACGACCCCUCCGAAGAAGAGAGAAUUCGUAAGCUCGGUGGCUACGUCAUUUCGAACCAACAUACCGCGCGAGUCAAUGGGACACUCGCCGUUUCGAGAUCGAUCGGUGAUUUCUAUAUGGAACCUUUUGUUGUACCCGAUCCUUACCUCUCGAUCACCGAAGCACAUCCCGACGAUCAGUAUCUCAUUGUUGCAUGCGAUGGAAUAUGGGAUGAAAUAACGGAUCAAACCGCUUGUGAUAUUAUAUUGAAUUCGAAAUCAUUGAAAGAUGCAGCUUACCGACUAAAAGAUUUCGCUUACUUCAAAGGAUCCGAUGAUAAUAUUACUGUUAUAAUUAUUGAUUUAAAAAAACAACAUUGA
This is a messenger RNA of Heterostelium album PN500, 3138 nucleotides long. Its product is annotated as protein phosphatase 2C. Gene Ontology annotation, molecular function: cation binding; protein binding. The transcript is spliced from 2 exons. The record is from RefSeq and is a predicted model, not a curated record. Lineage: Eukaryota; Evosea; Eumycetozoa; Acytosteliales; Acytosteliaceae. The coding region runs from base 1 to 3138 and encodes 1045 amino acids.